This is a messenger RNA of Racocetra fulgida, 516 nucleotides long. The record is from the annotation of a GenBank genome assembly. NCBI's taxonomy places the organism in Eukaryota, Fungi, Glomeromycota, Glomeromycetes, Diversisporales, Gigasporaceae.
AUGUUUGAAACCGUAAAUAAUAAAGAAGAGAUUAUUAAAGUUUCAAUCAAUUUAAUUUGGAAAGCAUCAGAUGGAAAAGUUGUUUCCGUUAGUUUCAAUGAUCAAUUACGAUCAGCAACAAUUGCCUUUGAUAAUGGCACUAAUACUACCGUAAAUUUGAACGCUCUGGGAGUAAUUCUUAUGAAUGAAGAAACCUUUAGAAAGAUAAUAACCGAGUUUGCUAGAAAAGAAUCUGAAGAACCUGCUUUAAUUGAAAUCAUGAUGAAUGAUCACGAAAUUACUGGCGCAACAGUUGUAAAAGCUGCUCAACUGAUAAAUAAAAUUUUUAAAAGUUCAAAAAGAAUUAAGAAAGAUAAACAAAGAGAAAGCGUUAAUUAUGAGCCUGAAAAUAAUGAGGAAACAGAAGAAUCUAUGACCAGUGACCUGAAUGCUGUCUCCAGAAUGCUUGAACAAAUGAACCUAGCAAACAAUAGUAUACAAGCCGAUGACAUUGAAUCUAUUCAAGAUAAUGAUCAU